AUGCAGAUCACGGAAAGGCGCAAAUUGCGACGUCGAUGGGAGGAGGCCGCGGCGACGGUGUGCUCCCGGCCAGAAAUGGAAGAAGUUGCUGCUGCGACAACUGUCGACGGGCAGCAGUGUGCACUCAACUCCUUCUCGGAGUUGGCCGGUGCACACCGCUCGUCCCCUUCACCUCGUCACUCAUCACAUCCCCCGUACAAAACUCCUUGUCUUCAUCGAGUUUGUUCGUUGGAAUCCUCAGCCAUUCCCGCCACACACAACGACACUGACUAUUUUCUAUACUUGAUUUCACUCACUAUGCCUCCGAAAUACCCAGCCCGGGAGCGUACGUGGGGCACUCGCUAUGACACGCUUGGCUCCUCCCCCCCUCCUUCUCCCUCGAAACAUGUCCCACCGCCUAUCGCUAUCCCCCACAGUCCACCUACAUCAGUAGCCUUGAGCUCUGAUUCGAGAGACAUGAGAGACACGACUGGCGAAGGCCCCGCUGUCGUCAGCCCGAACCCAGUUCUCAAGCCCGAUAAGGUGUCGCACGACGCAAGUAUCUUCGUGGGCAGUCUUCCAUCAAACGUCGAUCAUGCUGAAUUGACGCGCCUGCUCUAUGAACAUCUUUCCGAACAUACUGAGGUGAAGAAUGUCAAGGUGGUCCGUGAUUCCAAAGGUGGCGUGUGCGCCUUUGUUCAGUGUGAGGAUACCUGUGUAGCUGCCCGUCUGAUUCAAGCACUUCAAGCACUUCCUCCUCGCCCAUUUCUAGGCCGUAUCCUUCGCUAUGAGCCUGCCCGGGCUUUCAGAACUCUAUUGGUUUCGUACCGUCAUUCCGUAAAACACAGGCCGAUCAUUGGAAUAGAUGAUUCUUCAGAUGGCGGUGUACAACCAGAACCUGCCUAUGCAAUGCGGCUUUAUCGCCCUCGCAACGCUAAAUACUUGGCAAUAUUGUACAACGCUGAGGCUCUCAACCUAGAUGCGUCCUCAGAAGAAUCCCUAUCCGAUAAUACUGUCUGCCAGGACAGCUUCACCGGAGAGGGCCUUCUUUUGACUUCAUGCAAGUACGAUGCUGAGACCCUCCGUACCCUCGCUCAAGCAUUCGGAACAGUUGGACAAUUUCAUCCCUACGAUUCUGAUGCUGAAGACAAACGGUACCCUCAUCCUCACGAUGGUCCUCGCUCCCCGGAUAUGGAUCCCAAUGUGUGGGAAGUCAAAUGGGACCAUCGGGACGAUUGUGUCAGCGCUCUAAUGACCCUACGCCGCAUACCAUUCAUUGCUGUUAGUUGGGCUCACCAUGCAAGUCUUACAUCCGGGCCCAUCUCCGAUUUACGGAAAUCAAGUUCUCCGUUUUUCAACCCCCGCUUCUCCCCAUCCUCGAUGCGGACUCGGACGAUAUCACAGCAUCAUCCGGGUCCUGUGCACGAUUUCCAGCGACUUAGGAUCACCGAAGAGUAUGCGUCUCCGAAGUACGAAUCUGGGGCUGGGGCGCAUCUACAGGCAUCGUCGUCUCCUCACAUGACGCUCUCUCCUGCAUCAGACUCGUGGGCGUUCGCACAUAGUACGCCCUUUCUAGGCACUUCGUCUUCUCUCGUUCCUCGUGUCCCAGAGCUGCAAGGUUUUCGUUCAGUUGCUGGUCAACGGAGGAGUCCGAAGUGGUCCGAGACUGAUUUCCCUCCGCUCGCUGAAAUGGAAGGAGCAGAGGGACAUGGAAAAGACGUUCGCCGUUGGGGUGACCGUGAUCCUCAAGAGGCCAGUAUCGAUGAACUUGAAGGCGGAUCCGCUGUGUCCGACUCACCAUCAUCCUCUCUGUCCGUCAACGCUUCGACUCCUGUCGCCGAAUAUGUAUCGCAGUCACCGCGUGUGCACGAGCGAAACCUCGUUCAGUCUCAGGCGCCCGCAUCGUAUGACCCAGGCAGACGACAAGACAUAAACAGUGUGCCUCCUACUCCAGACUUCUGUGUCUCCCCCAUCACUCCACUUACGCCUAGAACUGGCCACAACUUUCCUCGUACACCAACGAGUGCUGCAGGCAUGGAAAUCAUGAGCUAUGCUGACCCUGCUCAACGCAGCUUCAACACGCCUCAAAACGGCAAGAAGUCCGAGGGAAGAGAGGACAACCCCUGGUUCGGAGACAGUGGCAGAGAAGUUGAUCGGACCACUAUCUUCGUCGGUGGCCUCGAAAUGUACGGGACAAAUACUUGGGACGAGACAAAGCUGCAGAGCUUGUUUGGACGAUUUGGACACAUUGAAGACAUUCAAUUCGUUCGUCCAUUGAAUAAGCGUUCAGCGUUUGCUUUCAUCAAGUUCGAUAACACUGAGUCGCCAGCCCGUGCUGUACUCGAAGAGCACAAUCGUAUUCACAAUGGGCGGCAGAUCCGCGUACAACUCCGUGACACUAAUCCUCCGCAGCGCAGCCCGUGGAGGUACAGUCGUGGGCGGGGCAGAUUCCCUCAUGCGGGUCAAACCCGUCCCCACGGUGGCUAUGCUGGAGGGAGUUACGACGGGUUGAGUCUGGACAUCGGAGCUCGUUCUACUGGGACACCUUUGGAUCCUAUGCUCCUAGCUGCGGGACAGCCAGAAAGACUAUCCGAUAACUCGUUUGCGGUGGCAGAACCGACUUUUCUGAAUCACGGUGGGCCGUUUUCGGAUGUGAGAGGCGCCGAUCACAGUUGGUUAUCCCGUCCUGGUGCGCAUAGCCAAGUUGGAUAUGCAGAAUCUGCGGGCGCGGGCAUUCCUUCGGACACCUCGAGCUCGACAAAAGUAUCUUCUUCUCAAGCCGACGCUCCUGGCGAUUUACACUCCGAUACACUUGAUUCCUUGACGCCUCCUCCUCCCGCGAGUAUUGGUGCUGGUUCCUCCAUGGACAGCAUUCCUGCUCCUAUGCAGCAAUACACAAUGACCAAUAUGGGAUACUUUCCGCAUCAACCUUGGUUCCAUUCUUACUCUCCUCAAUAUUCUUAUCCUGUUCCCUUCGUUCAUGGCUAUCCAGGUUAUCCCGCUCCUCCUGCUCAUGGUUUGCCAACGUUCGCCGGAUCGGAUUCCGCUAAUGCUCAUAUGGGAGGGCAGAACCCGUGGGUGAACAUGUACAAGCCUAUGGUUCCCUACGCACCCUAUCCUACAGUUGCACCGGGUAACGACCAAAUUCAGGUGCCUCAGUCGAACAUGCAACCACCUCUGAGACCGACCGGCUUCAUUCAGGGCGAGCAUGGCACUUUGAUCCCAGUCUACCAGCCAGAAGCAUUAGAUCAAUACAUGUCGAAUACUCAGCACACCCAGUCCCCUCCUCAGGGCCCGACGCAGGGACAGCCUCCUCUAGCAUGGCCGCACUAUCCACAAGUUCCUAUGUAUCCGUAUGCAGUGCAGUCGCAGCCCAUGGCUCCCUCGUCUUCACAGCAGACGCAGUUGGCUCAACAGCGCGGUUGGAUUCCUAGUCCUGCGCCCUUUAUAUAUCCGGCUCCGCAUCAGCCUCAGGGACACGGUCUUCCUGUUCCUUAUAUCCUUCCUCCAGGAUCAUCGGGCUCGCUCAGUAGUUCUUCCUCGUUCCGUGGGUCAUACACGGGUGCUACACAGAAUAUUCAUCAGUUCGCGCACCGCAGCACUCCCCCUCCGAAACCUUUCAACCGUCGUGAACAGCAUCAUAAUCCCGGGUUCAACGGCAACCGUGCUGGUCACAUGCGACCCUCUCCUCAUCGUGCUACGAGAUUCAACGACACCGCGACCACAGCUCCCUACGGUAUCGCUGAUUCCUAG
Molecule: messenger RNA, 3732 nt
Organism: Sparassis crispa
Lineage: Eukaryota; Fungi; Basidiomycota; Agaricomycetes; Polyporales; Sparassidaceae
Exons: 11
Coding region: 1-3732 (1243 amino acids)
Molecular function (GO): RNA binding
Source: RefSeq, a predicted model, not a curated record